This is a messenger RNA of Strongylus vulgaris, 153 nucleotides long. The record is from the annotation of a GenBank genome assembly. NCBI's taxonomy places the organism in Eukaryota, Metazoa, Nematoda, Chromadorea, Rhabditida, Strongylidae.
AUGCUGUCGUCGUCGUUUGUCGAACACGCAGCACUCGGCUUCGCCUUUGCCGUGCUCUCAUUAUUUGUAUUAGCUUUCGCUAUUAUUGCUGUCGUACUUGUAACGAUCACUAACAACUGCUGGUGGAAUUGUGGUGAGUUUUUUCAAACUUAA